Paramecium sonneborni is the source of this 1851-nucleotide messenger RNA. NCBI's taxonomy places the organism in Eukaryota, Ciliophora, Oligohymenophorea, Peniculida, Parameciidae. The record is from the annotation of a GenBank genome assembly.
AUGUAAAAUCAAUAAAAAAUAAGGGUGGCAGUUCGGGUAAGACCCUUGUUGGAUUAUGAGAAAAGAUAAGGCCAUUAAAAUUCAAGAAUUGAUUGUAAUGGAUAGGAAGUAACAAUAAGAGAGGAGAGAAAUAAAAAAAGUUAUAAGUAAUAUAUAAAUCAAGUAGAUUCGAUCAUGUAUUACCAGAAUAUGUUUCAUAAGAAUAAGUGUUUAAGAAUUGUGAAAUUGAUUAAUUGGUAUAAUCUGUGAUAGAGGGAUAUCAUGUGACAGUAUUUGCAUAUGGUUAGACAGGGUCUGGAAAAACAUAUACAAUGGAAGGUUAACGAGAUGAUGAAGGAAUUACAAUUAAGUAAGAGGGCAUAAUUCCAAAAACUAUUAAUAGUUUAUUUAAUAAGAUAAAAUAAAAUUCACUUUAAAGAGACUUUUCAGUCUAUUGCUCUUAUUUACAAAUUUAUAAUGAAAAAAUAUUUGAUCUUUUGGGAGAAAUAACUAAAGCUAAUUAUAAUAUUUAACCAAAUGGUUUAAAAAUGAGAUGGAAUGUUAGGGAAUAGUUUGUAGUUGAAAAUUUAUUUGUUUAUCAAUGUAAAUCAGCAGAAGAAGUUAUUUAAUUAUUUAAAUUGGGAAGUAAAAAUAGAAUAACAGCAAGUCAUAAAUUAAAUUUAUAAUCUUCUCGUAGUCAUACUAUUUUUGAAAUUAAAAUAGAGAGCACAGAUUUAAAGAAUCCUGAUUAUUUUAUAACAUCAAAAUUAGAAUUAGUAGAUUUGGCUGGUUCAGAAAGGAUAAGUAUAACAGGGACAGAAGGUAGAUAAGCUAAAGAGAGUAUUGAAAUAAAUAAAUCUUUAAUGACUUUGAGAUAGGUGAUUGCAAUAUUAAGUGAUACAAAUAAUAAAACAAUACCACCUUAUAGAGAUUCAAAAUUAACUUGUUUAUUAAAAUAAUCAAUAGGAGGUAAUUGUUUUUGUUUAAUGAUUGCUUGUAUAGCACCUUUAGAUUCAUUUUAUGAUGAAAAUGUUUCAACAUUAUAGUAUGCUACAAAAGUAUAAAUUUAAAAUUAACUUAGGCAGCGUAUAUUACCAAUAUUCCUGUUAAGAAUGAUGAUCCAAAAUUAAAAAUUAUCAAUGAUUUAAAAUAACAAAUAGAUAAUUUAAAAUUAGAAUUAAGUAAAGCAAAUUAACAUAUUGAAUUCUUAUCCAAUAUUGUUUAAAAAAAGGAAAUGAAUCAAAAUAUGAAUAAUACACAUACUAAAAGCAAUUUUGAUAAUUUAUUAUUAAACCAAUAGAAAUUGUUGGAAGAAGAAUCAUCUGAUGAUGAUGCUCACAAAAAUCAAUUAUCAUAAUUUAAUGAAAGAUUAAUUGAUUCUAUUAAUAUGGUUAGGGAAUUAUUGCUUUCAAAUAAAGAAAUGAGAGAUAGAGAAGAAUAAAUCAAUCAAAAAUGUGAAUAUAUGUAUAGAGAAAUUCAGUUUUUAUAGAAAGAGAAUUUUGAAUUAAGAGAAAGGUUGGGAGAUCCAGAUUAAUAAAGAGAAUCUCCUUAAAAAAGACCUUCUACAAUUAAGAAGAAUACAAUGAUGGUAGAGGAACCAGGGUUUUUACCUGAAUAGAUGACUUAAUUUUAAAGAAACUUUUAAAAAGACUUUAAAGAUACACCAAAUAAAGAUUAUAAAGACUAAUAAAUGUUAAUGACGAAUCGAAGUAUUUAGAAGUAUCUAAAAUAGAUGUCAGAGCUCAUUCAUAAAGAACGUAGGGUAGGUAAUUGCCAUUGAUAUUUAAUUAUCAGUAAAAUUUUGAGGAAGUUUAAUAAGACGAAAUGACUAAUUUUGGGAGAAGAAGUUUAUAUUAGAAAUAAUUGAAAUGA